This is a messenger RNA of Condylura cristata (star-nosed mole), 1316 nucleotides long. Its product is annotated as serine/arginine repetitive matrix protein 1-like. The record is from RefSeq and is a predicted model, not a curated record. NCBI's taxonomy places the organism in Eukaryota, Metazoa, Chordata, Mammalia, Eulipotyphla, Talpidae. The transcript has 9 exons. The coding region runs from base 1 to 1077 and encodes 358 amino acids. Gene Ontology annotation, biological process: response to parathyroid hormone.
AUGGACCCCGUGUCCGAGGAGGGGGCAACCCGCCUGGCUCCCUGGGGGCCUCCGAAGGGGGGGCUGAGAAACUCCCGAAGACGGGUGGAGCGGGUGGAGGAGCAGCCGCAGCUGUGCGGCCUGGGCCCCUGUCACCUCGCUGUGUUUGGAGAUGCCCAUGACAACAAGGUCAAAACACACCGAGAAAGAGGGUUCGGCAGAGGAAAGAAUGCGGCCAGUAACAUCAUCUCUGGGGGCCGGUGGCCCCUCGGCCAGCAGGAGCAGGGUCGCCGCCCGCCCCGGAGGCCGCUUUUGCUUCUAAACGUGCGGAAGAAGUCCACUCCGGUUCCCGAGGGCGACCAGCACGAGAGCAGUGGCCCCGGCCAGGGCUCCAGCCCGCCUCGUCUCUUCCUGCGAACUGACCCUUCCCUGCUCGUGGCCAAGUGGCUCGGGAAGCGCGCCCCAAAGAGAAGCAGGGGUGGGGACGCCCAGCACGGCGUGGCCCCCGCCGAGGACGAGGGGAGCUGUGGGAGGCCCGGGCCACAGCUGGGCCGGGCCCAGGUGCUGACAGACACGCCCCUCGCGCCUCGCCGGCACCACCGGCCUCAUCACCGCUUGCUCCUCUUUGAAAUUCACCCUGCACGCGAGGAGGCCGGCCUCGGGCCGCCCGUCCCCGAGUGCCUGGAGCGCGGGGGAGAGCGCGACUACGCGUCGGAGACCGAGUCCGACACCGAGUCCGAAGUCGAGUCGGAGACCGAGACCGAGUCCGCCCCCACCACCGAGCCCGAGACCGAGCCCGAGGACGAGCGCGGCCCCGGGGUGCCCAGGCGCCCCCCCUUCGGCCAGUCCCUCAGCGAGCGCCUGCACGCUCUGAGGGUGCGGAGCCCCGACGCCUCCCCUCGCCGCGCGCAGCCCAGCGUCCAGGAGCCCCAGGGCCCCGCCGAGGGGGAGGAGCCCGAGCCGGGGGACCGGCAGCCGGGGGACCCCGAAGAGGCGCAGCAGCAGCAGCGGCGCCGCUGCACGCCGAGGACGCCCACCCGCCGCGCCCCGUCCCCGGAGUCUCCCCGGCGGGGGCCCAUCCCCAUCCGGCGCCACUGAUGGCAGACGACGGCUUCCAGGUUCUCCUUGUUUUCUUUGGACCAGGUGCCGGAGAAUCUGGUAAAAGCACCAUCGUGAAGCAAAUGCGGAUCCUGCAUGUUAACGGGUUUAAUGGAGAGGGCGGCGAAGAGGACCCGCAGGCUGCAAGGAGCAACAGCGAUGGGUAGGCACAUUCAAAACCAGAACAACUUUUUGACAAACAAACAAACAUGAGGAUCACGCUGGGAAACUGAGCCGGG